AUCUUUUUGCGACGAUGGACCAGGCGGACCUCAAGGCGCCGCUCUACGACGCCAUGGAUGCGGACCGCAAGCCGGCGGUCUGCGCGACGCCCGUCGGCUUCUGGCGCAGCCUCAUGAGCUGGGACGCGCACACGCUGCUGCGGUACAUGCGCUACCUCAACGUCAUGCUGGCGCUCUUCCAGGCGCUCGCCGGGUUCUUUGGCCUCUUUGACUUGGCAAUGCUCAACAUUACGAGCUUCCUCAUCGCCGUCUAUGUCAUCAUCUUUGCGCUGCUGCUCUUGGCGUUCGAGUGCCGGUUCUCAUCCAUGGAGCCGUCGAUUCGCCGCCAGUUUGGCUUUCUCUUUACGUACCGCGGGCGCACGGCCUUCAUCUUCUUCGUCGGUUUUAUGGACUUUGGCAUGGCCGACGCCAUGGCCAAGAUCGCGGGCGUUCUCAUGUGCCUCAACGCGGUGCUCAACCUCAUCGUCAUUACCAUGCACCCGGCCUUUCGCAGCGGCAGCCUUCGCGCCGACAUGGACCCGACCGUCGGGUACACAGCCGGCGAGCAAGAAGCGGCUCAAGUCUUUGCCAAGAACGCGCACUUGGCAGCGCAAGCAGGCACAUACGCGUUCGCACACGUGUCGCCCGAGGUCGCGACGCAGAUCGUCCAGCAGGCCGCGGCGCAGCAAGCCAACAAUGGCAGCUACGUGCCGCCGCGCCAGAGCUAGAUAUCUGCAGACAUCUUGUAAAGAACUCGCGGUGUGUCCCGA
This is a messenger RNA of Saprolegnia parasitica CBS 223.65, 749 nucleotides long. RefSeq lists its product as hypothetical. NCBI's taxonomy places the organism in Eukaryota, Oomycota, Saprolegniomycetes, Saprolegniales, Saprolegniaceae. The coding region runs from base 15 to 707 and encodes 230 amino acids. The record is from RefSeq and is a predicted model, not a curated record. The transcript has 7 exons.